GGGAGCGGAGGAGGGCUCCCUGGCGCUGGCCCAGCCCGCCGUGGGGGACAAGGAGGCCGGCUCCCUUUGCGGCGCUUUCGAGGUCCGAACAUGAGCCUGGAGACGCAUCCUGCGUCCUGACGGCCGGAGCCGCUGCCUGCCCUGCCCGCCCGGCGGCUCGGGGAGCCCUCCCGCUCCUGGGAGGCGGGCACGGGGGCUGAGCGCGCUGCUUCUCCGGGCCCCUCGAGUGCUGGGGUGCAGAUAGUGAAGAUGGGGCUGCAGCAUCGGGAGGGCUCUGGGGGUCUCCCGGGGGCCCUAUGAAGGAGACACAGAGGCCACCCAGCGCAGCCCCGCCAGCCGGGGAGCCUUCCCGAGGCAGGUGCCCAGCCGCCCCACGCUUUGGCUCCUGCAGUCCGUGAGAGCCGUCCCACCGACGGGAAGCCCCGGUCCCCGGCCCUCCUUCCCCAGCACAGGGAGCGCUGCCUCUGCCAGGCUCCGGUGCCUCCACUUCCCCAUACCCAUGAGAACCCAGGGGCUUUGGGGCAAGGGACGCUGAGGCUCGAAGCGGCAAGCCGGGCUCUGCGCUCGGCGUCCUCGAACGCCGCGUGACCUCGAACUCUGCGCCCCAGCCUGCAUCCUUCAGCUCACUGCCCGCGGCCGGCACUCUCGGUUCUCGUCACCUCCCCAUCACCUCCCCGGGGCCCAGAGUCCCCAGGCCUGGCCCGGUGAGCCCAGAGACCGUCUGCCCGCUCCUAGGCCCCCCCCCCCCCCCCCCCCGGGAGCAAAUCCGGCCGGCCGCAGCCCCCGGCUGCCCCCGCCCCCGCCCCCGCCAUGAGGUUGUGGGUCUGGGCCGUGGCCACGGCGCUCUUGUGGCAGCACCUGGCCCUGCUCAGGGGCGCCGGCGCCAAGAGGGAGCGCAAGAAGGCCAAGGAACCGAGCCAGUACACGGAGCCCUUCAAUGCCACGCUCUCCAACAGCGAGGAGCUGCCCGGGCAUCCCAAGCCACCCGAGGGUCCGGGUCCUGAGCUCUCAGACGCCCACAAAACUUGGCUGAACUUUGUCCGGAGGCCGGAUGAGGGCGCCCCCAGGAAGAAAUGCAAAGGAAAAGAUAAGAGAUUACGUGGCCUCAUGGGCCCUCCUGGCCCCCCCGGGCCUGCUGGCCCCCCAGGCCCCCCAGGGGCCGAAGUCACCCAGGAAGCUCUGUUGCAGGAGUUCAAGGACAUGCUGAAAGUGUUCCCCACAGAGGCCACAGAGCGCCGGGCGGCGACGGCGGCCUUGGCCCAGCCCAGCCAGAGGCCCCUGGACUCCAUCGUGAUCCCCUACAGGCGCGUGGAAGAAGCUUUCCACUGCAAGCUGAAAGCCCAGCUGGUCAUCGACAAGAAGACCCUGAUGGAGCUGCACAGCUUCCAGGCGCCCCUGGCCAAGGGGGCCUUCCUGCGGGGCUCGGGCCUGAACCUCUCGACCGGCCGCUUCACGGCCCCGGUGUCCGGCAUCUACCAGUUCUCGGCCAACGUGCACAUUGACCACAGCGAGCUGAAGAGCCGAGCCCAGCUGAGGGCCCGAGACAAUGUCCGGGUGCUGAUCUGCAUCGAAUCCUUGUGUCAUCAACACACGUCCCUAGAGGUGAUCACGGGCCUCGAGAGCAACAGCAAAAUCUUCACGGUGCACAUCCAGGGGCUUCUGCAGCUUCAGGCCGGCCAGUACACCUCCAUCUUUGUGGACAACAGCGCCGGGGCUGCCCUCACCAUCCAGAGUGGCUCGGACUUCAUGGGGAUGCUCGUGGGGCUGUGACCCGGAGGGAAGCCCAAGCAGCUCAGGGCCAGGGCCGGCGGGGAGCCCCUGGUCGGGGAGGGGCAGGACCUGGGGCAGGGGGAGAAAGGACCCCCGGGGCUCCCCCCUUCUCCGGGAUCCGGGAGCCCAGCCGGGGCCGCCGCCCCGCCUUCCCUCCGUGUUCCCCCAAACACACACACCACGGACACCCACGUGCCCUGUGCAUCCCCCCCAACACUCACACACACAUAUUCACACACCUUGCGGGUCAGAGGCGGCUGCUUGUUUUUUUUAUUCCUGUCUAUUAUUAUAUACGUUACUGAUAAUUAUUAUUAUGAAAAUUAUGAUAAUAGAGAAUAAAAUGGCGGGAGGGGCCUGACCUCCAGCCACGUGUGGUUAAGA
Messenger RNA from Antechinus flavipes (yellow-footed antechinus), 2151 nucleotides. It is a transcript of the gene C1QTNF12, whose product is annotated as C1q and TNF related 12. The record is from RefSeq and is a predicted model, not a curated record. Gene Ontology annotation, molecular function: hormone activity. Gene Ontology annotation, biological process: positive regulation of insulin receptor signaling pathway; positive regulation of D-glucose import across plasma membrane; negative regulation of gluconeogenesis. The transcript is spliced from 8 exons. NCBI's taxonomy places the organism in Eukaryota, Metazoa, Chordata, Mammalia, Dasyuromorphia, Dasyuridae. Bases 811 to 1770 code for a protein of 319 amino acids.